GGAGCCCCCGUGACUAGUGCUGGCCAUUCACAGCCCCUGCCAGCCCUGCAGCUCACAUAAAGGGACAGACAGAGCCCGAGAGGUCACAGAGCUGAGAACAAGGCUCGGAAUACCGAGCUCCCAGAAACCAUGCAUUGGUCCUUGAGCCCACGGAGUUCAAUUCUUUACUUCUCCUGUCUCUUACUGCUCUCUUCAACAUGCCUGGGAUAUGUCCCCACCAAAGAAAACUGCUGCAUCUUAGACCAAAGAUUUGGCAGCUUCUGCCCCACCACCUGUGGCAUUGCGGAGUUCCUGUCCAAUUACCAAACAUCUGUAGACAAAGACCUCCAGACCCUGGAGGACCUCUUCCACCUAGUGGAUAACAGAACAACAGAAACCAAAGAACUGAUCAAGGCCAUCCAAAUCAGCUACAUCCCGAACGAAUCACUAAAGCCAGAUUCAAUAGAGAGUGCUACACAGAAUUACAAAAAGAUGAUAGAGGAAAUCAUGAAAUACGAAGCACUGAUUUUAACACAUGACUCAAGUAUUCAAUUUUUACAGGAAAUGUAUGUUUCCAAUAAUCAAAAAAUCAUGAACUUGAAGCAAAAGGUGGCCCAGCUGGAAGAGCAGUGCCAAGAGCCAUGCAAGGACACAGUGAAAAUCCACGACUUAACUGGGAAAGAUUGUCAAGAUAUUGCCAACAAGGGAGCCAAGGAGAGUGGACUUUACUUCAUCAAGCCUCUGAAGGCCAGCCAACAGUUCCUGGUCUACUGUGAAAUCGAGGGAAACGGCAAUGGGUGGACUGUGCUACAGAAGAGGCUGGAUGGCAGUGUUGAUUUCAAGAAGAACUGGAUUCAGUAUAAAGAAGGCUUUGGACAUCUCUCUCCUACUGGCACCACAGAAUUCUGGCUGGGAAAUGAGAAGAUUCAUUUGAUAAGCACCCAGUCUUCAAUCCCAUAUGUAUUACGGGUGGAACUCAAAGACUGGAGUGGCAGAACCAGCACUGCAGACUAUGCCACGUUCAGGGUGGCACCCGAGACCGACAAAUACCGCCUGACCUACACCUACUUCAUCAGCGGAGAUGCCGGCGAUGCCUUCGAUGGCUAUGAUUUUGGUGAUGAUCCCAGUGACAAGUUCUUCACUUCCCACAAUGGCAUGCAGUUCAGUACCUGGGACAAUGACAAUGAUAAGUUUGAAGGGAACUGUGCAGAACAGGAUGGCUCUGGUUGGUGGAUGAAUAAGUGUCACGCUGGCCACCUCAACGGAGUUUAUUACCAAGGUGGCACCUACUCCAAAGCGUCUACGCCUAAGGGUUAUGACAAUGGCAUUAUUUGGGCCACCUGGAAAUCCCGCUGGUAUUCCAUGAAGGAGACCACGAUGAAGGUAAUCCCGUUCAACAGACUGAACAUCGGAGAUGACCAGCAGCACCACCUGGGAGGAGCCAAGAAGGCUGGAGACGUUUAAAAGACAGUUUCAAAAGCGGUUUGCUUUUUUAAAGGAUUUUAUCUGAACAAAGAAAUAGAGUAUUUUUCCUAUGGGACAAUGGACUUUCAAAGCCUCACAUCGUUUUAAGAAUAAACCAACUCAUGUUGAAAACUCCAUUAGCAGUUUUCUGCCGGCGAUAAUUUAUCUAUGUGCAUUUCAAUAAACACUGUGUUUCCUAAGACUAGA
Messenger RNA from Cavia porcellus (domestic guinea pig), 1650 nucleotides. RefSeq names its product fibrinogen gamma chain (gene Fgg). The coding region runs from base 130 to 1443 and encodes 437 amino acids. Lineage: Eukaryota; Metazoa; Chordata; Mammalia; Rodentia; Caviidae. Gene Ontology annotation, molecular function: signaling receptor binding. The transcript has 10 exons. Gene Ontology annotation, biological process: blood coagulation; protein polymerization; platelet activation. The record is from RefSeq and is a predicted model, not a curated record. Gene Ontology annotation, cellular component: fibrinogen complex.